GACAAUGUUUCUGACGCUGAGGACAAGGUUCCUGGCGCUGAGGACAAGGUUCCUGGCGGUGAAGACAAAGUUCCUGGCGCUGAGGCCAAGGUUACUGGCGGUGAGGACAAGGUUCCUGGCGCUGAGGACAAGGCUCCUGGCAUUGAGGAGAAGGUUCUUGACGCUGAGGACAAGGUUCCUGACGCUGAAGAUGAGGUUCCUGACGCUGAUGAGAAGGUUCCUGUCGCUGAGGACAAGGUUCCUGGCACUGAGGACAACGUUCCUGGCGCUGAGGACAAGGUGCCUGGUGCUGAGAACAAGGGUCCUGGCGAUGAGUACGACAAGGUUCCUGACGCUGAGGACAAGGUUCCUGGCGGUGAGGACAAGGUUUCUGGCAUUGAGGACAAGGUUCCAGACGCUGAGGACAAGUUCCCUGACGCUGAAGACAAGGUUGCUGACGCUGAGAACAAGGUUUCUGGCGCUGAGUACAAGGCUCCUGGCGCUGAGGACAAGUUUUCUGGCGUUGAGGACAGUGUUCCUGACGCAGAGGACAAGUUUCCUGGCGCUGAGGACAAGGUUACUGACGCUGAGGAAAGGUUCCUGCCGCUGAAGGCAAGGUUCCCGGCGCUGAGGACAAGGUUUCUGAUGCUGAGGACAAAGUUCCUGUUGCGAAG
Paramuricea clavata is the source of this 653-nucleotide messenger RNA. The record is from the annotation of a GenBank genome assembly. Lineage: Eukaryota; Metazoa; Cnidaria; Anthozoa; Malacalcyonacea; Plexauridae.